Molecule: messenger RNA, 945 nt
Organism: Ostreobium quekettii
Lineage: Eukaryota; Viridiplantae; Chlorophyta; Ulvophyceae; Bryopsidales; Ostreobiaceae
Source: the annotation of a GenBank genome assembly
AUGCCAUGCACCACUUUGUGUUAUCUGCACAGCAUGUGCGCAAUCUUGUGCAAGGUGACCUGCACCAGUCGAGACAAUCUUCUGAAUCACGCUCACUCAAAAGGCCACACAAAGAAGGCAAAGAAGGCAAGCGUGGCCGAUGGUGCCACUGCCAAGCAAGAUCAUACGCUGGGAGGUCUUGGUACAGAUUUGGGAUCGAGUAGCAGAGAUGUUGCUGAACAGACAGCUGCUUCAGCAGAUCCCUGCCCAGAGAAGAAUGACAGGAUGCGCAAGGAGUUAGGCAGCGCCAAAGAGGAUGAGAGGUCAACGAAGUCAUCAAAGAAAAGAAAAGCACUGCACCCAGCGGAUGCUGCAUACAUGGGGCAGUGCAGCGCUGAUUCGCCAGCCGGCUCCAAAAAGCACAAAAGAAAGCGUGGCAUAGUUACUCAAGUGGCAGCCGAAUCAGCACUCAGCCUUGGCAGAGAAACCGCCAAGGACUCUGCUGGCCCGAACAAGGCAGUCGAUGCUUUGCAAGAAGAUGAAGGCUUGGUGGGGGCAAAUGCUGUUGCCAAGAAAUUGAAGAAGGCAAAGAAACGUGAGCCUGGCGCUUGUGGCGGGCACUUGAAGGCUGGGCUGCUGGGCAAUGGCGUUGUGAAAAAGAAGGCCAUGAAGAAAAUGGCGAGGGCUGCUGCCUGCCAAGAGAAUGGAGCUGUCUUGGCAGAAGAUGGCAAGGAAGUGAAGAAGGCCAAAAAGAGUGAAUCAAAGGGUGUGGUUGACAGGGAGAAUGGGAGCAUGCUGGAGGAUGGUGAUGCCCAGAAGGAGAAGAAGAAAAAGAAGAGUAGAAAACGUAAGUCGAAGGUCGAUGUUGAGGAACAGGUUGGGGGCAGUGAAAGGAUCGAGAGUGGAAAGGAAGCAAAGGCCAAACAGAAGAAGAAGAAGAAGGAAAGAAAGGCUGCUGACUCCUGA